Molecule: messenger RNA, 580 nt
Organism: Sander lucioperca (pikeperch)
Lineage: Eukaryota; Metazoa; Chordata; Actinopteri; Perciformes; Percidae
Product: C-type lectin domain family 4 member F-like
Exons: 3
Coding region: 56-580 (174 amino acids)
Source: RefSeq, a predicted model, not a curated record
AUAAUCCUGAUUUCAUACCAAAAAUAACUGUUUAUUAUCAUCUAACAGGGUGAAGAUGCAGUGGAGUCUGUUGGUGUUGAUUGUGAUGGGUCAGUGUUCCUCUAUUGGGGGUCAGCUGUGUGACUACCACUUCAUUGGAGACAAGAAGACCUGGAAAGAAGCCCAGGAUUAUUGCAGAGAGAACCACACUGACCUGGCCACAGUGUCUAACCAGACAGACAUGAAGAGACUCCACGACGCCGCGACUGCAAAGUAUCCACAGUAUCAAGGCGGAGCCUGGAUUGGGCUUAAAAAAAACACACCAAACAUCGUGUGGCGCUGGUCUCUGCCAGGGGUGGAGUUCAACGAGAGUGAGAGUGAAUGGUCUCCAGGACAGCCGGAUACUAAAGGCUGUGUUAAUUCCAGGCUUGAUAACUGUGUGAGGAUGAAUGGUGGCACAUGGGAUGACUUCUUUUCCUCUACAACCUAUAAAUUUAUCUGCUAUGACGCUCAGGCUGGAUACCUGUACGGUUAUCUCUCCUGCUUCCAUUACAAAUGUGCAGGAACCAAUCACCAACUGGCUUAUCCACCUGCAGCCUGA